Nannochloropsis gaditana CCMP526 is the source of this 1740-nucleotide messenger RNA. Its product is annotated as mitochondrial ornithine transporter 1. Bases 262 to 1248 code for a protein of 328 amino acids. The transcript is spliced from 4 exons. Gene Ontology annotation, molecular function: L-ornithine transmembrane transporter activity. Gene Ontology annotation, biological process: mitochondrial L-ornithine transmembrane transport. The record is from RefSeq and is a predicted model, not a curated record.
CAGCGUACGUGACCUCCACUCGUUUUGGAGCUUAAAAGGAACGCAGUUUUCACAUCCGGCCCACUGCGGCGACAAGACAGAGGGUGUACGCGAGCCAAGACGAGCUAGAGUAAAUAUUUGAUACGAGCGACCGAAAACAAGGUUCAAGGCGCGGGAUCUCUUGUCACUGCUUCACGGAAAGCAGCGCAGCCAAGAGAGGAAACAAAUUGAAGUCGGGUACUGCAGCUGCUGCUUAUCAAGUCAAACCACCAACAGCUACGGAUGUCUUCGUCGUCGUCCUCCACCACCACCUCGCCAAAUGCAGGCAACAAUCUGAGUGCCCCCAUGGCAGUGGACGGCCAGGCCAGCUUCUUCCCGGCGGACGUGGUACACGCCGCCAAGGAUGUCUUGUCAUCCAUUGUGGGCUCAGCGAUGUGCGUCUACACUGGGCAGCCUUUCGAUACAGUAAAAGUACGAAUGCAAGCCCGUCCUGAGGCGUUCAGCUCUCCCAUUCAAUGUUUUAUCAGCACGUUCAGAGAAGAAGGGCUCCGGGCCCUUUGGAAGGGAAGCGUCCCCGCAUUGGUCGGCGCCGUCAGUGAGAACGCGGUCGCUUUCAGCGUCAACCAGCAGCUGAAGCGGAUAUUGGCCGAUUUGGAAGGAUACGGCCUGGGGAAUGAGAGCAACCAGGAAAGUCGGAAGGCGGAAGCGAAGGAGGAAAGCUUGGUUGUGCCCUUCUUGACGGGCGGUUUUACAGGCAUCUUCACCUCCGCCGCCCUCUGUCCCAGCGACGUGAUCAAAUGCAAAGUCCAGGUCUCCCGCGCCAUGCUAAAGACAGGAGAAACCGCCAUGGACGCCCAGGAAAUGCUGGUCCACGUCUUGAAGACCCAGGGUGUCAAGGGCUUGUUCGUGGGGCUGGGGGCCCAGUUUGCCCGCGACAUCCCUUUCUACGCCUUCUUCUUUGGGACCUACGAAUUGAGCUUGGUCGCCCUCAAGGCCUACACGACCAUGCCCCAAGAAGGAGCGUAUCUAGUGGCGGGUGGUUUGGCAGGUGUGGCGGGCUGGGCGGCCGUCAUGCCGAUCGACAUGGCCAAAAGCAUCAUACAAACCUCCCCGAACCCCAAAAGCCUCAUCCCUACCAUGAUGGACGUGGCGCGGACCAGGGGCCCGAUGGCCCUGUAUUCAGGUCUGGGAGUAGCUGUGUUCCGUGCCUUUCCUGCCAAUGCCGCCCUCUUCCUUGGAUAUGAGCUGGCCAGAGAAAUUUUGGACUAGCUUCCUCGACGCACGGCGUCAAGAGGAAGUUUAUUGUUGCUGAUGUUGCCAGAGGGCUGCAUAUAGGCCACCACACCACGCUUGAGAGCUUCCUCUUUUCGGUCCGUAGCUUUACUGUGCCAAGAAGCACAAUGGAACAAAUAAAGAAAUCUCACAUUCAUGCGUGUGAUGCGUAAUGAUGCAGCGAUGUAAAUAUACAUGCAUAACUCUCAUGGUUGGUACUUGGAAUUCCGACAGCAACUGUAGCAGAUCUGUCGCUCUAUCAGCAAUAGGAAAAAUGUUUAUAAAUGGUAGUGAGAGCUAGAUACAGCGCAUGUCUACAGAAUGGGGUAAUCCGUAUAGAAGGUUCUAAUGCAUCGAUACUACAACUACUUUCUUGUCACAUGAAGAGGGAGCAAUGGAAAUGAGGACUGUCGGUAGUAGAGUGGAUUUUCCGAGGGAUUAGAAGCGAAAUUUUACAAUAAGUUGAAAAUAAAAGCCAGAAAUAUUGGA